This is a messenger RNA of Amaranthus tricolor (Joseph's coat), 1404 nucleotides long. Its product is annotated as amino acid permease 6-like. The record is from RefSeq and is a predicted model, not a curated record. The transcript has 7 exons. NCBI's taxonomy places the organism in Eukaryota, Viridiplantae, Streptophyta, Magnoliopsida, Caryophyllales, Amaranthaceae. Gene Ontology annotation, cellular component: plasma membrane. The coding region runs from base 1 to 1404 and encodes 467 amino acids.
AUGUCGUCGUCUUUAGAAAACGGAGCUAACACACCUGAUGUGGAUGACGAUGGUCGAAUCAAAAGAACCGGUACAUUGCUCACUGCAAGUGCUCAUAUUAUCACAGCAGUAAUCGGAUCAGGAGUGUUAUCGCUAGCAUGGGCCGAGGCCCAAAUGGGUUGGAUCCCUGGAGCCAUUGUUUUAUUGAUGUUCUCUCUUAUAACCUGGUAUGUUUCUAGAUUACAGGCUGAUUGUUACCGGAAUCAUAUCACUGGAAAGCGACAUUACACUUAUAAAGAGGCUGUCAGAUCUAUCCUAGGUGGAAGAAAAUACAAAUACUGUGCCUUAGCUCAAUAUACCAAUUUCGUAGGAGUAUCAAUUGGCUAUACAAUCACUGCAUCUAUAAGCAUGGCGGCGGUAAAACGAGCCAUAUGCUUCCACAAAAAUGGGCAUGAAGUAGGAUGUCACGUAAAAAAUAAUCUAUUUAUAAUAAUAUUUGGAAUUAUUGAAAUAUUUUUGUCUCAAGUGCCCAAUUUUCACAAACUAUCAUGGCUUUCUGUUAUUGCUGCUGUAAUGUCUUUUGGUUAUUCCUUCAUAGGAAUCAGUCUUAGCAUUGCAAAAGUUACAAGGGUAGGCAUUGCAAGGACCACGUUGACAGGUGUAGUAGUUGGAUUAGACGUAACUCUAUCCAAAAAAAUUUGGAAUAUAUUAACAGCAUUAGGAAAUAUGGCAUUUGCUUAUGCUUUCUCCAUGGUUCUCAUCGAGAUACAGGAUACAUUAAAAUCAAAACCUACCGAAUCUGUGGUAAUGAAAAAAGCAAUCACCAUAGGGUCUAAUAUCACCACAUUCUUUUACAUGUUGUGCGGAAUGAUGGGUUACGCAGCAUUUGGAAAUGACGCACCUGGAAAUUUCUUAACUGGAUUUGGUUUUUUUGAACCUUAUUGGCUCGUUGCAAUUGCCAAUAUUUUCAUUGUUAUUCAUCUUGUUGGAGCGUAUCAGGUUUUUGUGCAGCCAUUGUUCGAAUUUGUAGAGACGAGUUGUGGUGAAAGAUGGCCAACAAAAAAAUUUAUAAGAGAAAAAUAUGGGAUAAAAAUUCCAGUAUGCGGUGUGUAUGAAUUGAAUUUGAUGAAUAUAAUAUGGAGGACAGGUUACGUGAUAAUAAUAAGUACAAUUGCAAUGAUUCUUCCGUUCUUCAAUGACAUAGUCGGUCUUAUGGGUGCAUUGUCAUUUUGGCCAUUAACAAUAUAUUUUCCGAUUGAAAUGUACAUCGCACAGGGGAAAGUUAUUACACGAUCUUACAAAUGGUAUUUCUUUAAAUUUCUAAGUUUUUCUUGUUUUAUUGUUUCCGUGCUAUCGGCUACUGCUUCCCUUUACGGCAUUAUUUCAAAUAUCACUACAUUUAAACCUUUUCAAUCUAUUUCUUAA